AUGAGUCUGGCGAACGAGAGCGCCUCACAGGAGUUCAUUCUCUUAGGGUUUUCAGAUCGGCCAUGGCUGGAGCUCCCGCUCUUCGUGGUGUUCCUGGUGUCCUACAUCUUGACCAUCUUUGGGAACAUGAUGAUCAUUCUUGUAUCCCGCCUGGACUCCAAACUCCACACCCCCAUGUACUUUUUCCUCACUAACCUGUCCCUGCUGGACCUGUGCUACACCACAAGCACAGUGCCGCAGAUGCUGGUCAGCCUUUGCAGCACCCGGAAGGUGAUCAGCUACGGCGGCUGCGUGGCCCAGCUUUUCAUCUUCCUGGCCUUAGGAUGCACCGAAUGUCUUCUCCUGGGCGUCAUGUCCUUUGACAGGUUUGUAGCCAUCUGUCAGCCUCUGCGUUACCCAGUCAUCAUGCACCAAAAGCGCUGCCUCCAGUUGGCAGCUGCAUGUUGGGGCAGUGGCUUCAGCAACUCAGUAUUGCAGUCCACGUGGACCCUUCAGAUGCCACUGUGUGGUCACAAGGAAGUGGAUCACUUCCUCUGCGAAGUCCCUGCCCUCCUCAAGUUGUCCUGUGUGGAUACGACGAUAAUUGAAGCUGAGCUAUUUUUCAUGAGUGUUGUCUUCCUUUUAAUCCCCGUGACUCUCAUCCUCAUAUCUUAUGCUUUUAUUGUCCAAGCAGUGUUGAGAAUAAGGUCAGCAGAAGGUCGGAGAAAGGCCUUUGGGACAUGUGGCUCCCACCUGAUUGUGGUGGUCCUCUUUUACGGCACUGCUAUCUACAUGUACCUGCAGCCUCCGUCCCCUGCCUCCAAGGACAGGGGGAAAAUGGUGUCCCUCUUCUAUGGAAUCAUCACCCCCAUGCUGAACCCCCUCAUCUACACACUGAGGAACAAAGAGGUAAAGGGAGCGUUCAGGAGGUUGAUGACAAGGGUGUGCUUGAUUAAAAAAUAA
Molecule: messenger RNA, 942 nt
Organism: Psammomys obesus (fat sand rat)
Lineage: Eukaryota; Metazoa; Chordata; Mammalia; Rodentia; Muridae
Product: olfactory receptor 2B2-like
Exons: 1
Coding region: 1-942 (313 amino acids)
Biological process (GO): G protein-coupled receptor signaling pathway
Cellular component (GO): membrane
Molecular function (GO): olfactory receptor activity; G protein-coupled receptor activity
Source: RefSeq, a predicted model, not a curated record